AUGGCUGCACUUGCUGCUUCUUCGCUCAAUGGCGUUAAGAUUUAUAAUUUAUCAUCAGGUAAGACAUUACCACAAUGGUUGGCUGAAAAAGGUGGUAGUCGCAAAGCUUUGGCGAAAGACGAGGAUUAUCGUCGUCGUGUAGAGCUCUUGCAGGAUUGUCACUUCCCCGCUGCUUCACAGCGCGUGCGCAUGUCUUCAGAUGGCAAUUAUGUGGUAGCUACUGGAGUUUAUCCUCCUUCUGUUAAGGUUUUUGAUGUGCGUGAUUUGAGUCUCAAGUUUCAGCGAGGUCUGGACGCUGAAGUUGUGCAAUUUGACAUCCUGUCAUCAGAUUUCGGUAAACUCGUGUUUCUCCAGGCAGACCGUACUUUAGCCUUUCAUGCACCCUACGGGCUGCACUACAGCAUGCGGAUACCCAAAUUUGGUCGUGAUAUGAUAUAUCAUCGCGAGAACUGCGAGCUAUACGUUGCUGCAUCCGGUUCGGAUGUUUACAGGAUCAAUCUGGACCAGGGUCGGUUUGUUGCUCCCUUGGAGCUGGAGUCGCCGUCCUCAGCAGCUAAUGUGCUGCAUUUGAACCCUAUUCAUCAGCUAAUUGGAAUUGGGUGUGAAGAUGGGGUAGUGGAGAUGUUUGAUUCUAGGAACCAGCAUCGUGUGGGCAGUCUGAAUGUUGCGGCACACUGUGCAUCAAAAAAUUCGGACAAGCAGCUGGAAGUUACGGCAUUGAGAUUUGACGAUGACGGACUGACAUUUGGUGUUGGCACGUCGGAAGGGCAGUGUUUGUUGUAUGACUUGCGCUCGUCACGACCGUUGCUGGAAAAAACUCACCAGUAUGGACUGCCAAUUGUAAAUCUUCAGUUCCAUGACUAUGCGCAAAAAGUAAUUUCGUCAGACGCCAAGGUGAUUAAGAUUUGGAAUCGUAAGGAUGGCGCUGUGUUCACGAAUAUAGAAACGCCUGCUGAAGUGAAGGAUGUGUGUGUUGUGGACGGAGCACAGGGAAAGUCUGGCGUCUUGCUUGUGGCAGGCGAGCAGGAGCGUGUGAUGAGCUACUAUGUUCCAGAGCUGGGCAUCGCAUCGAAGUGGUGCUCAUUUUUGGAUUCGCUCACUGAGGAGCUUGAGGAGGAGGCACAGGCCACAGUCUACGACGACUACCGGUUCGUUACGCGUGCGGAGAUUGCCACAUUAGGCCUGGAUCAUCUUGUUGGUACGCCGCUACUCAAAGCCUACAUGCACGGUUUUUUUAUGGAUGCUCGUUUAUACAACAAGGUAAAGGCUGUGUCGGAGCCGUUUGCGUACGAUGAUUGGCGCAAGAAGAAGCUUAAAGAGAAGGUUGAGGCAAAACAAAGCAACCGCAUCACCAUCCAGCGUCGACUGCCCAAGAUUAAUCGCGCUACGGCAGAGCGCAUUCUACAAAGUGAUGCCAAGCGAAAGAAAAACGGCACGGAGGCCAAUGGCGAGGUGGCCGAUGCCGACAAAAUAUUCUCGAAUCCGUUGGGCGAUGAACGUUUUUCGCGCAUGUUCACGUCCACGGACUUUGAAGUAGAUGAGGAGAGUGAAACGUACCGUAUGCUGCACCCGAACGCUAUCAAUACGAAGCAACAGCGCAAGCAAAAGGAAGAUAUGGACAGUGAUGCUGCUACUGACGACGACGAGGUAGGCAGUCGUUUUGCUCGUGUCGACGACGAAGAUGAGGUGGAGGGUAGACCAAGUGACGAAUCUUCUGACGAAGAGAAGGAACUAGAAACUCAGGAGCGUGCGCCACAGCAUGCGGCUCCAAAGGUCAAGCGAAAACGAGCACCCAAGUUUUACGUGAUUGCAGAAGGUGAAAAGGUGGGUGAUCUCAUGGCUUUUGGCUCAUCAAGUGACCGUGCAGCUCAGCGUGAGAAGAAGCAGCUGGCUAAAGUGCCACUUGUAGAGCGGUUGCGCAUGCAACGCGUGACGGAGAAGGAGCGAAGUGCAUUCAAGAAGGAGGAGACUGCAGGUGGAGGUUACAUUCGCGAGAUGUCAUUCGUUCCCCAGGCCGACCUUCGGAAGCAGCAGCGUGCUCGUGAUCGCAAAAAUGGUGACGAUGGAGAUUCAGCAUUUGAUAAUGACAAGCGACGGAAGAAACGUGGUGUCGGUGACCUAAAGUUUUCAAACUCUGGAGGGCGAGGUCGCUUUCGUCGAUAA
Molecule: messenger RNA, 2163 nt
Organism: Peronospora belbahrii
Lineage: Eukaryota; Oomycota; Peronosporomycetes; Peronosporales; Peronosporaceae
Source: the annotation of a GenBank genome assembly